This is a messenger RNA of Abrus precatorius (Indian licorice), 1226 nucleotides long. RefSeq lists its product as uncharacterized. The record is from RefSeq and is a predicted model, not a curated record. The transcript has a single exon. Lineage: Eukaryota; Viridiplantae; Streptophyta; Magnoliopsida; Fabales; Fabaceae. Bases 5 to 649 code for a protein of 214 amino acids.
GGACAUGCACAUGGCGUUAUUCCACACUCUCAAGUUCUUCCUCAUCUCCACCGGUCUCUUCUUCACUGCGUUGGGAGUACAAGUCUCCCUUCCGUUAAUAACAGAAUUCUUUGCCACGCACGUGUCCCUCACAUGCAACUUCUUCCUCACGUGCCUCAAACCCCCUUACCUCUGCCUCUUCCUUAACGCCAUCAUCAUCUCCAUCUUCGCCUCCUCCAAGUUCCACCGUUCCCCUGCUUACGUGGCAAAGCCGCUCACUCCGACUCUUCCCCUCCAACAUGUCCACGUCAAAGUCUUCGUGGCGAACGACGUUACCGUUAUGGAAGACAACGUGACGGAAUCCACGUGGCAACCGCACGAAACAACGGAGACUCCGCCGUCACCGACGAUGGACGACGUUUGGAAGAUGAUAACCGAGCGUCGAGCAACGGCGCCGUUGAAGAAAACAGAGACGUUGGAGGAAAAGAGGGAGAGUGACCCCACUGUGUUUGGUCUGAAGAAAUUAGAGCCCUCACUGAGUGUGGACGAGUUGAAUCGGCGCGUCGAAGCGUUUAUAAGGAAGUUCAAUGAGGAGAUGCGGAUGCAGAGGCAAGAGUCGCUUACAGAUGAUUCGAUGUGUGCAGAUGAUGAUGAUGAACCCCUUCAGUGAAUCGUAUCUCGUAUCUAUAGUGGAAAAUUAUGGAAGGAUAUUUUGUCCGAAAUUAUAAAAUAUCUAAAAAAAUUAUUUGAUAUAUAUCAAUACUAGUCAGAGUGUAUAUAGUAUAAUAGCAUAGGGCUUUGAUAUAUAUUAUUUCUUUGAUUAGGCUUAUUGUUACGUAGUUGAAGUAAUAUAUGGAACAUGUUUCAAGCAAACACACACAAACUGUGUGAUAUAGUCAGAGUGUACACCGGAGAAAAGCUUUACCGUCGAGCUUUACUGCUUCAGUGAAUGGCUCAUGUUCUUUCUCUUUUAGUACUUUACGGGCUGUUGAGGUGUAUAUAUGGAACAUGUUUCAAGCAAACACAGAAACUCAGUGUCCUUUAAUCGAAACAUGUUUCAAGCAUCGAUGUAUAUGUGUUACUCUCUGUCUAUCUUACUGUGUGUCCGCGUCUGAGGCUGCAAUACUAUACCCAUUACUCUUUUCCUCUGUUUUUUUCAGUUUGUUUUUUAUUUGCAUUUUUUUUAAAAUAAAUAUUUUAAUUUUGAACUUUAUAUGAAUUUUUAUAAACGAAAAUAAGAUUGAUGA